AAUAUUUUGUUUAAUUUUGAUGGAGAUUUUCGACGUAUUAACACAUCGCAUACCAUUUUCCAAACUAAAAAUAUAUUAUAUUUAAAAUCAUUAAAUUAUUUGAUUUAAUUAAUUUGCUCUUGAUGAAGAUACUUUUUGAGACAUACUGUAUGUGCUGCGCCGCCAUUCAUAAUGUCAAAAAGUUCGUCAAGCUUCGUGUGUGAUGAAAGGCGACAAGAAAAGCAAGCAGCCGCAAAUUUUACAGCUUGUAAUUUGUGUAUUAUCAAGCUUGUACAACAGCAUUUAAACUCGGUGGUAGAGUUCCGCCCGCUCCAUCAAAUACAGAGAAUGACGCCGUCCAAUAUUGUUCCUGCCUCGCGGUCGUGCACUACCGUCAGCACUGCACUAGCCGCAACAAAACAUGCGCCCCUUGUCCCACAUUUCCAUAAUCUCGACGGUGGUCAACAGCUGUACGACGGCCGCCUACAGCCACCGGGAUAGCCUCCCGGUUAACCUGCGGCGC
Molecule: messenger RNA, 502 nt
Organism: Anopheles coluzzii
Lineage: Eukaryota; Metazoa; Arthropoda; Insecta; Diptera; Culicidae
Exons: 2
Coding region: 172-480 (102 amino acids)
Source: RefSeq, a predicted model, not a curated record